This is a messenger RNA of Momordica charantia (bitter melon), 1559 nucleotides long. RefSeq names its product glutamyl-tRNA (Gln) amidotransferase subunit C. Lineage: Eukaryota; Viridiplantae; Streptophyta; Magnoliopsida; Cucurbitales; Cucurbitaceae. The record is from RefSeq and is a predicted model, not a curated record.
AAUCAAGUCAUCAGAAUUUAUUGUACUAAAAAUAAAAAUUAAAAAUAAAAAUAAAAACCUUUUGAUAUCAACUAUCAAGUUCCAAAGCCGUUGAGAGAAUUCCACAUUCGAGAUAGAAAAAUGAUCGUUUGUUUUCUCCGUUCCCGCCUUGCGUUCUUUCACUCUGUUYUGCACUCAUCUUCUUCAAGAUUACUAGCCGUCUCGGACUAUGCUGCAAGAAGCUCGAGAACCUGGCUUGGUUGUGGGUUUGGGCCCAAUUUCCGUGUAUCAAGAUCAUAUUCUCGUGGUGAGCGCAAACCUUAUGAUCUCUUUGGCAAAGUAAAACCUGGAGAUAAGGAAUUCAGGAAGGCCUGGGAAAAACAGAUGAAUGAAGAAGAAUCUACUUUAUGGACUGACAGUGAGGAUGAGGCAGACAAUAAAGAAGGUAAAAAAAGUCGUCUUGAACAUGAGAUAAAAAAGGUAAGACAGCAGGCAAAGGAGCACUCUGACUUGAUUGAUGCUGAUGACAGUGAUGAAUUAUGGAGUGUUUGGUCUGGGAGUGAUGAAGAGAAGACCUUAUGGACUGGUAGUGAAGGCGAUGAUGAUGACGAUAUUCCUACAGAGGCCUACCCCAAUGAGAGUAGUGACAAAUACAUAGAUAAACUAUUUGAAUUCGAGGAAACAUCGAAGUACCGAACAAUCUCAGAACUGUUGAAAGCUGAACAGGAACCAGAAGAAUUAUCCCCUGGAAAGCAAGCCAGGAAACUUGCAGUCGAGAACGCCUUGAAGAAGUUGAAGAAAGGGCCGGAUGGCCGUUAUACGAAUGUGUGGGAGGUCAUGAGUGAUAUAGAUAUCUUAAUAGGAGCAUUUGAAAACAUAGUCUCGGGGCCUGAAUAUGCAGAGCUCAGACAGGGAGGGCAGAAGAAAUUGAAUAUGCAGUUCUUCAAGGAUAUACAAGCACGGAUGAGAGAUCCAAAUUUUAAAUUCUCACCUGAAUUGAAGUUGAAACCAAAAAGCAAACUGGUUGCACAAAAGAAGUGGCAGAAAGCACAGUCUAGACGGAGGAAAGCACAAAAGCGAUAAUUGGCAUUACUGAAAUCUGGAAAGACGCCAAACCGAUAGUCUCGAACACCUACAUCAUCCAGAAACCUGCCGAACUGAUAGCGUUGAGGAUCCACAACAUCACGAUCAGCCAUGGAUAUCAUCUGCUUUCCUGAUCUUCCAUCAGCAGCGUUAGCUCCAGCCUUCUCUGCUGCAGUUGUAGCAGUCGGGUUAUGUUGGAAACCGCUCGACACACAGUCGAGGUAAUGUUCAAAUACUGAAGGAUUGAAUUCUCUCUCAAACAUAGGAAGCAUAUACUGAUUUUGGAAGGCAUGAGUAUUUUUUCUUAGGGUUGGUUCUUGACCUUCAUCUUGUUUGAAAGUUGAUGGCCAAACUUCAGCAUGCUUUCCUAAUUUGCCAAGCUUUUUUAUCAAAAUGGAAGAAUCCACACUUCCAGUGACUGUAACCUUUUGUKGUUCAGCAUCUAUGUCUACCUUAUAAACUCCUAUCAAUUAUAAGAAAUAAUAAUAUUUAUAAUA